AUGGUUGAGAAGCAGUUAAUGGAGAGAACUUCUCAAGUGAAGAAAGAAGUGGGACAUCGGAGGCAGCAGUAUCAGGGGGACAGACUGAAAUGUCUCAACCCUACUGAGAAGGUCAAGGAGAAGGUCAACUCCCACCACGCAACGAAACCCUGGCGAAAGGCACCAGCAAGGAAGAUCAAAGGCCUCCUGCGUUCAUCGAGUACAUGA
Pelobates cultripes (western spadefoot toad) is the source of this 207-nucleotide messenger RNA. The record is from the annotation of a GenBank genome assembly. Lineage: Eukaryota; Metazoa; Chordata; Amphibia; Anura; Pelobatidae.